Messenger RNA from Nematocida parisii ERTm1, 618 nucleotides. RefSeq lists its product as uncharacterized. The transcript has a single exon. The record is from RefSeq and is a predicted model, not a curated record. Lineage: Eukaryota; Fungi; Microsporidia. Bases 1 to 618 code for a protein of 205 amino acids.
AUGUAUUUGAAAGAAACCAAAGUCUCUUUAGCAGUUGGAACUGUCUCACUACUAACUAGCGUCCGAUUCUAUUUUUGUGAAGAGUCUCAUAUGUACAGAUACAUACAAACGUGGCUUCCCUUUAUAUCUUGUGUUCUACAUCUCAUGCCAUUUUUCCUUCCUUUCUUUAUUUCUAUGCCCUCCCGAUUGAGAAGAAUAUUUAAUGCGUCAAUGUACAUUAUUUCCUGCCUUCUCAGUCUUAUCGUAUGUGGUGUUUUUAUUUUCUGUAAAGAUUUUAAUGCUAAGUCUAUUAUAGCUGUCUUUGCUUACUUGGCAUUCUCUCUUUUUGAGUCUACUCUUUAUUUGGGCAAGUGGUACAACAGAAGCAAAAAACGAAGAGAACUAAGAAACAAGUCUUUAGUCAGAAGAAGAUACGGGUCUGGCGAUAUACGAAUGCCACCAAUUGGUGUAAGUACAGAAACAAAGCAUCUCCGAGCGAAAUCUGACUUUAUUUAUAAUGGAACUAUCUAUAUUCGAAAGGGCGAGACAGUCGAACUUUUAAAAGUUAUUGGGUCGUACUACUCUGUAAGAACAUCCACCGGCGUGGAAUAUAUCGUUCCAAAAGAAAACUUCUACUAG